Molecule: messenger RNA, 1083 nt
Organism: Aspergillus tanneri
Lineage: Eukaryota; Fungi; Ascomycota; Eurotiomycetes; Eurotiales; Aspergillaceae
Exons: 3
Coding region: 1-1083 (360 amino acids)
Biological process (GO): carbohydrate transport; transmembrane transport
Cellular component (GO): membrane
Molecular function (GO): carbohydrate:proton symporter activity
Source: RefSeq, a predicted model, not a curated record
AUGAAGCCCACGAGCCGUGGAAAAGGUCUAUGUAUUGAACUCGCCAUCAAUAUCUUUGGGGUUGCGCUUUCCUACUGGGUCGAUUAUGGCAUGAGCUACGUCCAAAACGAGGCUCAGUUUCGCUUCCCCCUUGCUCUUCAGAUCCUGUUUGCCAUCGCUACCUUUGGUGGCGUGUACCGUCUUCCAGAAUCCCCUAGAUGGCUUGUUGCCCAUGAUCGGAACGAGGAGGCAAGACAAAUCCUGUGGUCUACUCAGAACAAUGCUAAGACCAUUGAUAUGAACGAUCCCAGUAUAUCUCGCAACUUGGAUGAGAUCCAGUCGGCAGUAACACAGGAACGCGAGGCUGCUACCGGAGGGAGCUUUAAAACGAUUUUGAAAAACGGAGAGCAGAGAUUACUCUACCGAACGCUGCUGGGUGUUGGCGGACAAUUAAUGCAACAGCUUUCGGGUAUUAAUCUGAUCACAUAUUAUGCUCCGGUUAUUUUCCAGAAAUCCGUCGGAAUGUCUCACAACCUCUCCCUUCUCCUUGCUGGGUUUAACGGAAUCGCGUUCUUCUUUUCAUCAUUGGUUCCGAUCUGGAUUAUUGAUCGACCGGGACGUAGGAAACUGAUGCUCUUCGCCGCGGCUGGCCAAUGUGCUUGUAUGGCCGUUCUUGCGGGGACGGUGUCGGAGGGAAGCAAAAUCGCGGGCAUCUUUGUCAUAGUCAAGCUAUUCUUGUUUAACUUCUUCUUUGCAGUUGGACUAUUAGCGAUCCCAUGGCUGUUGCCCGCGGAAUACGCCCCUCUGACUAAACGAACCCGUGCUGCGGCGCUCGCUACGGCAUCGAAUUGGAUCUUUACCUUCCUCGUUGUAGAGAUCACCCCAGUGAGCAUCAAUAGCAUCGGAUGGCGCACAUAUAUCUAUUUCAGCGUCUUUAACUUUUUCUUUCUGCCUCUGAUUUACUUCUUCUAUCCAGAGACACAGCAUCUGUCUCUGGAGGAUAUCGAUGGACUAUUCACUGGUAAGAAGGUUCAACUUCAUUUGAAACCUGUCCAUGAUGUUGAAGGGAGAGAUGAGGGUGAAAAGUUGGAGGGGCACAGAUGA